AUGGCGACAGAUGUACCGUCACUCACGCAACCCAAAAACACUUUUACCAUCAAAAUCGGGCUCAUAGGAGACGCACAAGUGGGCAAAACGUCGCUGAUGGUCAAGUACGUGGAAAAUGUGUUUGACGAGGAAUACACGCAGACUUUGGGGGUGAACUGUCUCAGCAAAAAAAUCACGCUCGGAUCAGCAGACAUUUUGUUCUAUAUCAUGGAUCUGGGCGGCCAGCGAGAGUUCAUCAACAUGCUUCCACUGGCGUCGGAGGGUGCCAAGGCUAUCAUCUUUCUUUUCGAUCUCACACGGCCAGAAACGCUGAAGUCGAUCCAGGAGUGGCACCGGCAGGCGACGGGUUUCAACGAAAGAGCAGUGCCCCUGCUGGUGGGAACGAAAUACGACCUUUUUGUCAAUCUGGAUCCCGAGUUUCAGGCGCAGAUAUCAAAGCAGAGCAUGCGCUACGCACAGGCAAUGGACGCUCCACUCAUAUUCUGCUCCACCUCGCAUUCGAUCAACGUCCAAAAGAUCUUCAAAAUCGUCAUUGCCAAGCUAUAUAAUCUCACCAUGCGUGCCUCAGAAAUCAAACAAAUUGGCGACCCGCUGCUCAUAUAUAAGUAUUUGGGUGGUACGCGCAGGUCCGCUUCCGCGUCGUCAAAUUCUCCCAGCGCAUCCACAUAG
Messenger RNA from Lachancea meyersii CBS 8951, 669 nucleotides. The record is from the annotation of a GenBank genome assembly. NCBI's taxonomy places the organism in Eukaryota, Fungi, Ascomycota, Saccharomycetes, Saccharomycetales, Saccharomycetaceae.